Messenger RNA from Podospora pseudopauciseta, 1107 nucleotides. It is a transcript of the gene MAD2, whose product is annotated as Mitotic spindle checkpoint component mad2. The transcript has 2 exons. The record is from RefSeq and is a predicted model, not a curated record. Gene Ontology annotation, biological process: mitotic spindle assembly checkpoint signaling. Lineage: Eukaryota; Fungi; Ascomycota; Sordariomycetes; Sordariales; Podosporaceae. Gene Ontology annotation, cellular component: cytoplasm; kinetochore; nucleoplasm. Bases 163 to 882 code for a protein of 239 amino acids.
AACGGCCGCGCAACCCCUGACAACGCUGUUCUCUACAACCCAAAGUAAACACAGCUGGCCGCGACCACCUCAACACCACAUACCCAUAGAUAACGCACCAUCAUUGCCACCAACGACAUCGACUUUCCUCACGACAGCGACAACCAGCCAUCAACCAUCAUCAUGUCGGCCCCUCCCAAAAGGUCAUCCUCUGCCAGAGCAGGCGGCGACAAAGACAAAUCCAAAGUCCACAAGCUCUCCCUCAAAGGCUCCGCCAAACUAGUCGCCGAAUUUUUCCAAUAUUCCAUCCAUACUAUCCUCUUUCAACGCGGCGUCUAUCCUGCCGAAGACUUCUCCGCUGUCAAAAAAUACGGCCUCAACAUGCUCGUGUCCUCGGACGACCAGGUCCGGUCCUACAUCAAGAAGAUCAUGUCCCAGCUCGACAAGUGGAUGCUCGGCGGCAAGAUCUCCAAGCUCGUUAUUGUCAUCACGGACAAAGACACCGGUGAACAUGUGGAGCGGUGGCAGUUUGAUGUACAAAUCUUCAAGAAGGCGUCCUCAUCAUCCAAGUCAAAAACAUCAACACCGAUCGGGGACGAAAACACAGGGGAGGAGAAGCCAACAGCGACCGAGAAGGAAAAGGACAAGACCGAAGCCGAGAUCCAACAGGAGAUUGCGGCGAUUUUUCGACAGAUCACUGCGAGCGUCACGUUCCUGCCGCAGCUGAGCGGGAAUUGCACCUUCAACGUGCUGGUGUAUGCUGAUGCUGACAGCGAGGUGCCCGUCGAGUGGGGGGACAGCGAUGCCAAGGAGAUCAAGGACGCGGAAAAGGUACAGCUGAGAGGGUUCAGCACGGCAAACCACAAGGUCGAGACGCUGGUCUCGUAUCGGUUGGUGGAGUGAGAUUUGCCAUGAGCAAACAUAGGGGCAGUGCAUCCUAUCUUUGCAUUGGCCACCAGCGCUGAUUAGGGAUGCCAAGGAGUUGGGAGUACUGGGAAUGGUGGAAACAUGGUCUUUUGUUUUAUUUAUUUACCUCUGUUGCUGUGCUAACCAGACACUCGCAUUUAUUUUAGUCAAAGAGAACAAGAUACAGCAAAUCAUUGCGCAUCCAUUUCAGAAGAAGCAUUC